UCGCUACGACCGUCCCGGCUCCCGGCGCUUCCGGACGCGGCGGCUCCCGGGACAACGCGAAGCCCCGUAUUUCGUGCCCCGCGGCAGGCCCGGCGUCCCCUGAGGGCGUCGCGAGCGGGAACUCGCCUGCAGCGCCGCACAGCUGCGGAGGGCCGCCAUUUUCUGAGCUUUUGCGCCGUUCGGCCGACCGAGGAACGACAGGAGGAGGAGGAGGAGGAAGGCCCGGCGCUCCCGCGCGGCCCGCCAUGCAGCGGCCCCUCCCCGCGAUGCGCCUGUGAGAGCCGCGCGCCCAGCAAAGGUGGGGGGCUCCCCCGAGGCCACGGAGGCGCCGGGGGCGGCGGCGGCUGCAGCGGGACCCUCCCGGGAGAGAGCCGGCGGCGGCGGAGCAUCGGCGGGCAUGCUGCAGAACGUGAACCCCAACGGCAAGCUGCUGGGCGAGGGCAAUGCCGGCCUGGUGGGCCUGGCGGUGGAGUCGACGCCGGGCAAGCGGAUCCGCAAGCCGUCCCUGCUCUACGAGGGCUUCGAGAGCCCCACCAUGGCCUCCGUCCCGGCCCUGCAGCAGCAGCAGCUGUCGCAGGCCGUCCCGGCUCCUCCCGAAGUCACCAACCCCAAGAAGCCCGGCCGGGUCACCAACCAGCUCCAGUACCUGCACAAAGUGGUGAUGAAAGCCCUCUGGAAGCACCAGUUCGCCUGGCCUUUCCGCCAGCCGGUGGACGCCCUCAAGCUGGGGCUCCCGGACUACCACAAGAUCAUCAAGCAGCCGAUGGACAUGGGCACCAUCAAGCGGCGCCUGGAGAACAGCUACUACUGGAGUUCGGCCGAAUGCAUGCAGGACUUCAACACCAUGUUCACCAACUGCUACAUCUACAACAAGCCCACAGACGAUAUUGUGCUGAUGGCCCAGACGCUGGAGAAGAUCUUUCUGCAGAAAGUGGCCCAGAUGCCUCAGGAGGAGCAGGAGAUUGUCAUCACGGUGGCCAAGAACAGCCACAAGAAGGGAGCCUCUCGGGCAGCAGCCCUCCUGGCCGCAGCCAAUGCCGCCGCCCAGCAAGUUCCGGCCAUCUCUUCGGUGUCCCACACCGGGUUGUUCUCCAGCAGCACAGACAUCCCUACCACCAUCAUCAGCAUCCCCCACCCCUCCGUCAUCUCCACCCCUCUCCUCAAGCCACUGCACUCCACCGCGGCCUCCCAGCCGCUGCUGGCUGUCCCUGCGCCCACGCACCCGGUGACCAAGAAAAAAGGCGUCAAGCGGAAAGCGGACACCACGACUCCCACCCCCACAGCCAUCAUUGCCACCAGCGGGGGAGAGUCUUCCCCCUCCGCUGCCAUCUUGGAGACCAAGGCAGCCAAGAUUCCCGCCCGGAGGGAGAGCGGGCGCCCCAUCAAGCCUCCCCGCAAAGACCUGCCGGAUUCGCAGCAGCACCAGACGUCCAAGCGAGGCAAGCUCUCGGAGCAGCUCAAGUACUGCAACGGCAUCCUCAAGGAGCUCGUCUCCAAGAAGCACGCGGCCUACGCUUGGCCCUUCUACAAGCCCGUCGACGCUUCCGCGCUGGGUCUCCACGACUACCAUGAGAUUAUCAAGCACCCGAUGGAUCUCAGCAGCGUUAAGCGCAAGAUGGAGAACCGGGAGUACCACGAUGCGCAGGAGUUUGCCUCCGACCUGCGGCUGAUGUUCUCCAACUGCUACAAGUACAACCCUCCUGACCACGAUGUGGUGGCCAUGGCCCGCAAGCUGCAGGACGUCUUUGAAUUCAGCUACGCCAAGAUGCCUGAUGAGCCUCUCAACAUCAGCCCCCCCUCAACCUCACUCCCGCAGCCGGGUCUUCUGAUGAAGUCCUCCACAGAUGACUCCUCCAGCGACGAGGAGGAAGAGGAUGACGACGAAGAGGGGGACGACGACGAAGAGGGAGAUGAAGAUGAGAGCAGCAGCGAGAGCUCCUCGGAUUCCGAGGAGGAGAGUUCGGACUCCGAAGAGGAGCGGGCCAAUCGGCUGGCUGAGCUGCAGGAACAGUUGCGGGCAGUGCACGAGCAGCUGGCCGCCCUCUCCCAGGGGCCGGUUUCCAAGCCCAAGAAGAAGCGCGACAAGAAGGAGAAGAAGAAGAAGAAAAAGUCGGACAAGCGCAAAGCCAAAACGGGAGACGAGGAGGGCCGCGCUCACCCGGCCCAGCUGAAGAAGUCGAAGAAGGCCGGCGGAGGCGGCGGGAGCAGCGGCGGGAGCAAGAACACCAAGAAGUCGGUCCCCAAGGCGGUGGUGGCUCCCCCGAUGCCCGUGCUCUUUGACUCGGAGGAGGAGGAGGAGAGCAAGCCCAUGAGCUACGACGAGAAGCGCCAGCUCAGCCUGGACAUCAACAAGCUGCCCGGGGAGAAGCUGGGCCGGGUGGUGCACAUUAUCCAGUCGCGGGAGCCCUCCCUGAGGGACUCCAACCCGGAGGAGAUCGAGAUCGACUUCGAAACCCUCAAGGCCUCCACGCUGCGGGAGCUGGAGCACUACGUCCUCUCCUGCCUGCGCAAGAAGCCUCGGAAGCCCUACAGCGAGACCCUGAAGAAGCCGGUGGGCAAGACGAAGGAGGAGCUGGCCCUGGAGAAGAAGCGCGAGCUGGAGAGGCGCUUGCAGGAUGUCAGCGGGCAGCUGAACUCGGCCAAGAAGCCGCCCAAGAAAGCCAAUGAGAAACCGGAGUCUGCCCAGCAGCUGCCCAUCUCCCGCCUGAGUGCCAGCAGCUCCAGCUCCGACUCCAGCAGCUCCAGCUCCUCCUCCUCUUCCUCGGACACAAGCGACUCGGACUCCAGCUAGGCGGCCGCGGGGGCGAGCGAGGAGAGACGGGACGGCGGGAGGGAGGCGCCGGAAGAGGAGGCCGGUUCCGCAGGAUCGGAACCCGGAAGAGCGGGACGAGCGAGGGGCUUCCCCCCCCCCCCGGGGGGGGUGUCAGCGUUGGGAAGGCUCGGCCGCUGGCUCCCCUCUCCUCCCCACUGGACCGCGGUGGGGGCGACAGCUGGUCCCCCACCCUGUUUGUGCUUCGGUUGGAGGGGGGGGCGCUGGGACUGUGUACAGGUUGUUCUAGGAGGGGAGGCCGCCUUGAACUCCAAAGCCUUUGUGUAGUUUUUAUCCGGCAUUUAGCGAGUUUUGAGUUUGGUGACGCUCUUUCUCCGGAGAGACAGAAGACAUGGCCUGGGGUGGGGUGCGCUUUCCCC
This is a messenger RNA of Notechis scutatus (mainland tiger snake), 3189 nucleotides long. The record is from RefSeq and is a predicted model, not a curated record. NCBI's taxonomy places the organism in Eukaryota, Metazoa, Chordata, Lepidosauria, Squamata, Elapidae.